GACAGCCCUAAUUUAUAUAUAUAUAUAUAUAUAUAUAUAUAUAUAUAUAUAUAUAUAUAUAUAAAUGAGCAAACAACCUGAAAGUACGAGGAUCAAUGCAAUGAGGAGGAUUUAAUUGAAUGCAUUCUGCUUUGUAAGGGGGGGCUAUGCUCUAAAAGUAGAAAUAAACAUCCCUGGAAAAGGAGAAGAAUCAGGGAUCAGACCCCUUUCUUUUGUACUGUUUUUUAGGUAAGACUGAAAUCGUGUUUAUGGUAAAAUAACAAACAUUUUAAUUAGGAGAAUUAAAUAGCAAGGGAACUGAACACAGAGUUCUUUCUUUUGUAAAUAAAUACCAUUUUGACUCCUUAUUUGCUGGUUCCCCAUUAGUGUUGAAAUACUUUCCACCCACGAGUCAGGUUUAUUGUGCCAGCCCCCUCAAGGUUGGACAGAAAAACAUACAAUUACAACCAGAUGCUGGCCUGCUUCUCAGAAGAGGGCUGUUGCUGCUGCUCUGGGACCAGCCGGUUGCUCACUGAGUGUCGAGCAUCGUAUUCAUAUGUGACCUGAGCAGUGGUCCGAAGUCAGCGCCUUGUGUGUGGAGACCUCAUUCGUUGACUCCUACUCCACCUCCUUCAGCAGAUACUCUCGGCUCCCCAAACCCCCCCCCCGAAGCUUCGUUCAGCACAGCGACCACUCCACAGCCAUGAGGAGCUUCUUGAUGCUGCUUUGGGGCCUGCUGCUGUCUCCUCGGCAGGCGCACGGGGCCGGCUGCUCCGCGGUGACGUCCAGCUUCUGCCAAGGUUUGGGAUACGCCACUACCCCCCACCCGACCGGGGCGCCGGGCUACAGCCUGCAGCAGGCCGCCCAGCUGGUGGAGACGGCGUGCUCGCCCGACGUGGCCGCGCUGGUGUGCCGGGUCGUGGUGCCCGAAUGCGGCUCAGAGGAGGGCAGCCAGAAGAAGCCCUGCAGGGCUCUCUGCGAGAAGGUCAAGACGGACUGCGAGUCCGCCCUCAAGGCCAAGAGGCUGAGCUGGCCCACGAGGCUCCGCUGUGACGCACUACCGGAGUCCAACUGCGUGCAGGGUCCUCCCGCCUCGUGCCAGCCGAUCACCGUCCCGCUCUGCGGAGACCUGUCCUACACCGAGACCGUCCUGCCCAACCUCCUGGGCCACGCCACUCAGGAGGAGGCGCGAGCAGCCCUGACGACGUUUUGGCCACUGGUGCAGGUGGGGUGCUCCACCCAGCUGAAGCCUUUCCUGUGCUCCGUCUACACCCCCAAGUGUGUGUCGGGGAGCCCCCGCCCGCCCUGCAGGGCGCAGUGCGAGCAGGCGCGCUCCGGCUGCGAGGCGCUGAUGAAGAGGUUCGGCUCGAAGUGGCCGGAGGACCUGAGGUGCGAGAAGUUCACCGCCGAGUCCUGCGAACACAUUCCAGGCUUCGGUUCCACUCAACCAUCGGCGUGCCAGAGGAUCACCGUGCCUCUCUGCAGUGACCUGCCGUACACCGACACCGUCCUGCCCAACGUCCUGGGCCACAAAACUCAGGACGCCGCCGGCCUGGAAGUGUUUCAGUUCCUGCCCCUCGUGAAAGUGCAGUGCUCCCCCCACCUCAAGCCUUUCCUGUGCUCAGUGUACACCCCUGAGUGUGUGUCGGGGAGCCCCCGCCCGCCCUGCAGGACGCUGUGCGAGCACGCGCGCUCCAACUGUGAAUCCCUGAUGAACUCCUUGGGGUUCCAGUGGCCUGAUUCCCUGAAGUGUGAAGCUUUCGACACGGAGUCCUGCGAACACUACGGCGUGGGCCGCGGCGGCGGCGUCUGCGAGCCCAUCACCAUACCCAUGUGCCAGGGCCUGGCCUACAACCAGACCAUCACUCCCAACCUCCUGGGCCACACCAGUCAGAGAGAGGCGGUGGUGAAGAUGUCCUUGUUCAACGCCAUGGUGCAGAGCAUGUGCUCCGUGGACAUUCGCCUCUUCGUGUGCGCGGUGUACGCCCCCCAGUGCUCGGCGGGGGAGGUGCAGCGGCCCUGCAGGUCUUUCUGCGAGAGUGCCAAGCGGGGCUGCGAGGGUCUGAUGAGCAGCUUCGGCGUCUCCUGGCCAGACGAGCUGAGGUGCAACUCGUUCCCAGAGGACAACUGCAUAUCGGAAGACAGCAAGCCUGAGAUGUUAUAUGCCGAAGGACUUCUUGCUAAGCUGAUUGCUGGGGGCUACUCUGUUGGUGGAAAAACGCUGAGUCUCCAAACCGCCCGCCUGCUGCUGACUUUAAUGGACGCCGACAAGACCGGGUACCUGGACACGGUGGAGGUCUUCAAACUGGAGCACUAUGUGGCUGUCGUCAGGCGGGAGUACCUGGAGAGCUACGAGAAGAGGAACCCCCCCUCCAUCCCACUAACCCAAAUGAAAAAGGCUCUCCGUGAAUUUGAGUUGGACGACGAAACCUUCAAAGUUCUGUGGAACGAGAACAGCAGCGAAGGCGGGAUCGACUACGACAAGUUUGUGGCCGUCCUGGCGAAGCUCCAGAUCCUCAGAGGCCGUUUCCAUGCCAACUUGCUGAAGCUGCCAUGUGACUGCCAGGUUGCCAGCUUCUCCUUCAAGCAGUUCAUGAAAUCAGCAAUAAUCUGAAGAUCAAACCGGAGGAAAAGGCUCAGGAGAGCAUCUUUAAGGAUGGCUGUGCUUAUUUAGGAUUGUUUUCAUCAUCCUCAUUCUUAAAGUUCAGGAACGUUUGUCUUCUGUCAGGUUUUCUGUGUGUUUUUGUAUUUUUAGAUCACACAUAUAUGAUUUCUGUAAAACUGGUUCCUCUCACUUAUAUUAAAAUGGUCUCUGAUCUUUAUGCAUCUUCUCCAGGUUCCUAUAAUGUACUUUUAAAAAACCUCUGAUGAAAUGACCCGUAAUCCUUUAGGGCAUCUGUAUUCAAAUUAAAGGCAUUGAUGUUUAAUUAAACAGUAAUAGACUAUAUACAUAUAAUUAAAUAGUGUGUAUUAAACAGUAAUAGACUAUAUACAUAUAAUUAAAUAGUGUGUA
Molecule: messenger RNA, 2992 nt
Organism: Pungitius pungitius (ninespine stickleback)
Lineage: Eukaryota; Metazoa; Chordata; Actinopteri; Perciformes; Gasterosteidae
Exons: 11
Coding region: 683-2593 (636 amino acids)
Biological process (GO): canonical Wnt signaling pathway; non-canonical Wnt signaling pathway
Cellular component (GO): plasma membrane
Molecular function (GO): Wnt-protein binding; Wnt receptor activity
Source: RefSeq, a predicted model, not a curated record